AGACGUUGCUUAAAAUGUGCAUGUAUUAGAUCGGUCCGAAAUUUCGCGCUGUUUUCAAACCCAUGCUGAAACCGCUCAGAAUGAAGAUAGACAAACGCGACGUCCCACGCUGUGCCCAAAAAAUUCGAAAUUCAGUAUUUCGAACCGCUAAACGGUUACAAGCUAAAAUCAGCGUUAAAUGAUAAACGGUUUUUGGAAGAUGACCCGAAGUCUCAUUACUCUUGUAGCGUUGAUUUUGACAAUUACUGUUGUAUAUAUUGUACAUCAAAAAUAUGACCAGCCACUGACUCGUCUAAGCCUAUGCAAAGAACUGAUGCCUGAAGAAUCCACUGACUCUUGGACUAGGGAGUACUAUGCUAUGCAGGCAGCUUCUAGAAUACGUGGUUUGGAGAGCAUUCGAAAAACUACAAAAAAUUUUUUGAACCUGUAUGAUGCAAUUGUUCCAGAGGUUUUCUGUCGCAAUCUCGUUCGAGUAGGAAGCGUUUUGGAUGGCGGUAAAUGGGUUUGUAAUCCAACAGCGAUGUUGAGGAAGAACUGCAGUAUAUACUCAUUGGGGCUGCAUGAUGAAAUCUCUUUCGACCAUGACAUACAGGAAAUCAACAAUUUUAGCUGUCGAAUACAUGGAUAUGACAUGGUAAAGCAAUCGCCUGUUACAGUGAAACAGUAUUAUGCUAUAAAUGGUAAAGUUGAAGCUCUUAAGAUAGGUCCAAAGACAGAUGCAUCAAAAAAUGUGUACUUUAUCGGUGAUCUGGUUUCACGUAACAACGAUAAAAACGUGGAAUUUCUUAAAAUCGACAUCGAAGGUGCCGAGCACAAUUCUCUCAUUCCUUUUCUAGAGAUAUACAAAGUUUGUCAAUUAUUUGUGGAGAUUCACGGCACACCAUUGAAACAUGUAACCUUGCUGCAACAAAUAGCUCGAUUGGAUUACGCCCUAUUUUCGUACGAAGUGAAUGGAGCGUGCACAAAUUGUUGUGAAUACUCAUUUAUACACUAUAGCUGUAUGUCUCAAUAUGGAGUUACUAAACUUUACCUUUACCUGAAAUUCGUGAAUCCAUCGACGAAUUAGACAACACACUUCAGCGUUUCAAAUAAUAUUUA
Cylicocyclus nassatus is the source of this 1098-nucleotide messenger RNA. Lineage: Eukaryota; Metazoa; Nematoda; Chromadorea; Rhabditida; Strongylidae. The record is from the annotation of a GenBank genome assembly.